This is a messenger RNA of Striga hermonthica, 1086 nucleotides long. Lineage: Eukaryota; Viridiplantae; Streptophyta; Magnoliopsida; Lamiales; Orobanchaceae. The record is from the annotation of a GenBank genome assembly.
AUGGAGGCAGUCGUUAUAGACGCCGGUACCAAAUCUCUCAAAGCUGGCUUUGCUGUUCCGGACCAGCCUCCGUCUAUGGUGCUCUCAUCACAAAUGAAGAAAAUUCCUGAAGAUGAGCCCUUGAGUUAUUCUGCCUUGCUCGCAAGUAUGGAUAUUGAUCCUGUUGAAAGAGGCUUUAUCAGAGACUGGGAUGCUAUUGAAGAUAUGUUGAAGCAUGUACUAUACAAUAACUUGGGUUGGGAGAUUGGCAAUGAAGGACAAAUUCUAUUCACUGAACCGCUUUCAACUCCGAAGGCAGUUAGGGAGAACUUGGUGCAAUUGAUGUUUGAAAAGUUCAACAUCUCUGGUUUUUAUGCGUCCGAGCAAGCAGUUCUGUCCCUUUAUGCAGUAGGGCGCAUCUCAGGUUGCGCUGUUGAUAUUGGCCAUGGAAAAAUGGAUAUUGCAUCAGUAAUUGAAGGUGCUGUUCAGCAUAUAUCUUCCCGAAGAUUUGAAAUUGGCGGCUUGGACUUAACAAAUUUAUUUGCUCAAGAACUCCGACAAUCCAAUCCGCAAUUGAGGCUUAACCUUUCGGAUUUUGAAAAAUUGAAGGAGCGGUUUGCAUGUUGCGCCGAGGAUGAUGUAGCCUAUGAAAAACUCCAGCAAGCAUGCCCUGAGGAGCAACAUACAUUGCCUGAUGGACAGGUGAUUAAAAUUGGAAGGGAGAGGUACACAGUUGGUGAGGCCCUUUUUGAACCAUCUAUCUUGAAUAUGGAAGCACAUGGAAUAGUUGAGCAGCUUGUCCGUUGCAUUUCAACUGUGUCAACUGAGAAUCACCGCCAGCUGUUGGAAAAUACUGUACUAUGUGGUGGAACUUCAACCAUGCCUGGUUUCGAAGAGAGGUUCCAGAAGGAAGCUGCUCUUUCUUCCUCUGCUAUCAGGCCUUGCCUUGUGAAGCCUCCGGAGUAUAUGCCAGAUAACUUGGCUAAAUAUUCAGCGUGGAUAGGAGGUGCCAUACUUGCUAAAGUGGUCUUUCCUCAAAACCAACAUGUGACGAGAGGAGAGUAUGACGAAACCGGGCCUUCCAUCGUUCACCGGAAGUGCUUCUGA